Messenger RNA from Maniola jurtina (meadow brown), 1213 nucleotides. Its product is annotated as D-arabinitol dehydrogenase 1-like. NCBI's taxonomy places the organism in Eukaryota, Metazoa, Arthropoda, Insecta, Lepidoptera, Nymphalidae. Gene Ontology annotation, molecular function: zinc ion binding; oxidoreductase activity. Bases 76 to 1104 code for a protein of 342 amino acids. The transcript has 11 exons. The record is from RefSeq and is a predicted model, not a curated record.
CAAUAAAACAAUAUCUUGCAGCGUUUAGAUACACUGUGACCACGAUAAGCGGCGGUCUAUUUAUAAUUAUCAAAAAUGAAAGCUGUAGUGUUCGAUGGAAAGAGUCUUACCCUUAAAUAUGACGAGAACUACCCCAUGCCUGUCAUCCAGAAGGAUGACGAUGUGAUCGUCAAAGUGGAGUACUCUGGCGUGUGUGGUACUGAUCUGCAUAUUAUACAGGGCGAGUUUCCAGCAAGUAAGGAACGUCCGCUGCCCCUUGGCCACGAGUUCAGUGGUGUCAUCCAUCAGGUGGGGAAGGCGUCCAUCUUCAAAGUCGGACAAAAAGUCGUGGUCGAUCCCAAUCGUGCCUGCAACCUUUGCAAUUUUUGCCGCAAUGGAAAAUACCAGUAUUGCCUGUCUGCUGGUAUAAACAGUACCAUUGGAAUAUGGAAGGACGGCGGCUGGGCACAGUACUGCCGAUGUCCUCAGGACCAGGUCUACGUGCUGCCUGAUGGCAUCACCACCGAACAAGCGGGUCUCUGCGAGCCAUACUCCUGUGUAUCUCACGGAUACGACCGCGUCAUACCGCUGCCCAUCGGCAGUAAGAUACUGAUCGUCGGUGCUGGCAUUAUUGGUAACUUAUGGAUAACAACACUACACCUUCAGGGUCAUAAAGACGUUACAGUUUCUGAGAUGAACAAAUCCAGAUUGGACAUUGUCAAGUUGAUGGAGACCGGGUACAGGCUGGUAACACCUGAUGUUUUGGCCGCGGAGAAACAACUUUAUGAUGUCAUUAUUGAUUGUACUGGCGUGGGCAAAGUGAUGGAGAUCAGUUUUAACUAUCUCCAACACGGAGGCAAAUACGUUCUAUUCGGAUGCUGCCCGCCUACACACCAAGCUUCACUGAACCCAUACCAAAUCUAUGACAAAGAGUUGACAAUCAUUGGUGUGAAGAUAAAUCCGUUCAGCUUCCCGAAGGCGAUUGGACUUCUCAAUGCUAUGGGUGACAGAUACCUCAAUUACGAAAAGCUAGGGGUUAAGACCUACCCGCUCUCGGCAUACCAGGACGCGAUCAAAGCUUUGAAGGCGGGGACCAUCUCAAAAGCUAUAUUUAAAAUUGUCUAAAAUUUUUCAGUGAUAAAUAUUUAUUGUAUCUUCAGCAUAAAUAAGCUAAUGUAAAAUGUGAUGUUGUAUGUUAAUCGUUGUUUUGUUUAAUAAAUAUUGUUUUAUCGUG